CCCCACUGCUCUGGGCACCCUGGGCCAGGGCCUCCCCACCCUCAUCAGGAAGAAUUUCUUGCUAACAUCUGGAUCUCUGGAGCCCUUUUGUUGAGACAGUGUGCUUCCUCUGGGAGAUGAUGUUGCAUCACCUUCUGAUUACUGUGUGGCUGAAUCAUUUUCUGCGAGAAUCGUCUUCAGCAGUUCAAAGUUAUUUUGACACUACAACUCUGUGGCGUUAAGCAGUUUUUCCAAAGUAGUCCAAAACCAUGGAAUUCAUAAAGGUUUUCUGGUUUAUUGGCGUUUUGACCACUAGACUGAUCUGUUUGCAGUGAUAUUUGUAUGUAUAUACUUGAAUGUUCUGAGUUUGCAAAUCUACAUACCGCUGCUUGAGGUUUAACACUUGUUAAACAGUUACGGGUUUCAAGAGCAAAAGAAAGCAGCUGAAAUUACCAUAACUACCAGUUUCGGUACCCGCGAUGGUUCAGAGCUGUUGGUAUGUGCCCUUUACUGGUCAAGAAAUGUGUGUAAGCACUCACAUGUGCGUGCUUCUAAGUGAAAGCUACAGGCUGUGUCUGGAGUGAUUCUAUCUUGUGUCUCCUUCUGGGCUUUGAAGAAGUAGGAAUACAGGCUGGGUAACAUUUGUGCUAGCCUUCGAGGGAAACCUCUAGAUAUCAGCAUUUACUUAAUUAACAGUAUUUCUAGGUAUUUCUCAUGAUCCCGUGAUUGACUUGUGGCAGUCAUGAAAACAAUGACAUGCAUAGAAAUAAUAAUGGAAAUGAUCCUCAUCCGUAACUUAGUUUAGAUUGUGAGUUUUCAGUGUUGCUAUUUCUGCUUUUCGGCGUUUUCUCCUCACAUGAGAAUACCUUUCAGUAAGUAGUUUUAAGGCUUUUCCUUAACUUAGAAUGCUAUUACUGAUAAAAUAUAGAAGUAAUAAUAAAAUACUUUUAAAACUUGAUUUUACAGAAACACAGCUGAUCAUAACGAUAAUGGUGCUCUGUAACAGAGCAAGAUUGGUCACCUACCUACCAGGGGUUUGUUCCUUAGUCAAAAGAGUUGUAAAUCCCAAGGCUUUUUCUACAGCAGGUUCCUCUGGCUCAGAUGAGCCUCAUGUUGCUGCUACACCUCCUGAUUUAUGCCAAAGAACUGUCUGGCCAGAUGAAGUGAUGGGUCCCUUUGGUCCUCAGGAUCAGAGAUUCCAGUUGCCUGGUAAUAUCGGCUUUGACUGUCACCUGAAUGGCACUGCUUCUCAGAAGAAAAGCCAAGUUACAAAGAGUCUGCCUGACAUAUUAGCAGAGCCUUCAGCAAGUGAAAGGCAUGAAUUCGUAAUGGCACAAUACAUAAAUGAAUUUCAGGGUGCUGAUGUUCCACAGAAACAGCAAAUCAAUAAUGCAGAAACGUACUUUGAAAAUGCAAAGGUGGAAUGUGCAGUACAAGCUUGUCCUGAGCUCUUAAGAAAAGACUUUGAGUCAAUGUUUCCAGAAGUGAAUGCCAACCGCUUAACAGUCCUAACUGUCACCCAGAAGACUGAAAAUGAUAUGACCGUAUGGAGUCAAGAAGUAGAGAAUGAGAGAGAAAUGCUUUUAGAAAACUUCAUUAAUGGUGCUAAGGAAAUUUGCUAUGCGAUUUGUGCUGAAGGCUAUUGGGCUGACUUCAUUGAUCCAUACUCAGGAUUGGCAUUCUUUGGACCUUACACAAACAACACUCUGUUUGAAACAGACGAGCGGUACCGCCACUUGGGAUUUGCCGUUGAUGAUCUUGGCUGCUGCAAAGUUAUUCGUCAUAACAUCUGGGGUACUCAUGUGGUCGUAGGAAGUAUUUUCACUAAUGCUGAACCUGACAGCCCCAUCAUGAGAAAAUUAAGUGGAAACUAGCAGUCAUCAGGGUUUCACAAGUUCUUACGACCUUUGCGUUCUUUUAUUUGAUGAUUCUCUCUAAGCAUUGUCAGGAAAUGCCACACCACUCUUAGAUAAUAAAGUAGCUGUUAUUUAUUUUAGUCUUCAUGGAUAUGCGUUCACCACAUGUGACUUAGACAAUUAAUUGGCAGUGUUCAAACAGAUACCUUUUUGCCACAUGGAUUUUAAGCUGUGAGUUUCCAUCAUCUUGAAUGAGUUUAAACAUACAUGUACAUAGCAAACUGCUUAAUUGUUUUGUCUUUCAGUGUAGGACAAAUCUGUGCUCUUAGUAUUAAAAAUCCUGAUGCCACUGAAGUUUCUAGGAAUCUUGCCACUUACUGGAAUAAGUAGGUGUCAAAAAAUGGAAUAAGCAAUAAAAUUGUUUGCCCAGAAUAUAGAACUUAAUAAAAACUGCAGAAAGUUAAUGCUGGGCUAAUCACUUGCUCUUUUAAAAUGAAAGUAAUGAUAUAAAUGGUCUCUAACUCCAAGUAAUACUUCAGGAGGGAAGUGUUCACUCGACUGCUACAUCCAAAGACUCAAUGAAGAGUCCUAAAUUACUCUAGAAUCAGUCAUCUCUUAAUGUUUUUUGUCUUCAUGUUGCUUGGGAUUUUUUUUCUCAGUGUUAGCUAAAUAUGUUUAAUUAGUUUAUAUAUGUAAAUGUAAUUUAAAGUUGCUUUUCUAACUUCUUAGGUCAUUAAAUACAUCAGGUAAAAAAGAUAAUAGAGCAGUGCUUGAAUAUCAUCAUUGUUUUCCUGUACUUGGACACAAUUUAGACUUGUCUCUGUGGAAUUUUGAAAUGCCUGCAUAAAGAGCAAUUAUGAUCAAUUAUUGCAAUUAUGAUCAAUUAUAAAAAUAUCUCAACAGGAAGGUUUCAGUAAACCAGUCAGUCUCUUCAGGUAUCAUAAAAACAAUCAGGUAUUUUGAAGUAACUGGAGGGAGACAGUGAAGAACAUUCGAGGCGUCUGGAAUUCAAAGCUCUGCCAGCUGCCUCGUUGCAGAGACAACUAACAAAGUAGAUUUUAAUCUCAUCGCAGUUGCCUAUCAGGCUGUUCGUUACUGCACCGCUGCAGUAGCUGUGCUGGUCCGUGCAACGACAGGAAGCCUUCAGUCUUGACUCUGCCGAAGCAUAGUGCAACUUGUGUCUGGGUGGUGGUUGCACACGAUGAUGAUCUGAGAGGUUUAGCUUCCUUUCAGAAAGCUAGGGAUUUUAAUCAUUGUGUCUUUUUCCAAUGUGAACUAACAUUUAUGGAUUUAAAACUUGUUCUAGGUUUGUAUACUGCUUCUAUUCCCUACUCAGGGUCUAAGCCAGUUGUCACCAGUGUCUUUUUAUUGGCUUUAACGGGUUUAGAACCAGAUCCUUUAUGAAGUGCCUGUGUCUGUUCUUGUUGAUGAGCUGCAAGCCCAUAACUUUGCUGGAUCACAGAGGUGGAAAUAAGAAGGGUUUUCCACUGGCGAAGCGAGUGCUCUCAACUCAAACUGCCCUCACUAAGUUGGCAGUUCAGAGGUUACCUUGCUCACCUACCAUCAUUGGCAUCACUGUUGGCUCCAGCCUGCGCACAUCCCGAGGAUGAGGUUGUAUGGCUGUUGAGGCAGGAUUUAUUUAUCACUUUGUGGUCGACUGUGUGCUGUAUUUCCAGAGCCCAAGUUCUUGACCUCCACUCUACUGUCCAAGAAAGCUGUAUUACUCACUCUUCUAUUGAGUUGGUUUUUUUUUUCCUCAUUCUCAUCAAGAGGAUUAAAAAAUCUUGAGAAGCU
This is a messenger RNA of Cuculus canorus (common cuckoo), 3629 nucleotides long. RefSeq names its product metabolism of cobalamin associated D (gene MMADHC). Gene Ontology annotation, biological process: cobalamin metabolic process. The transcript has 7 exons. Bases 885 to 1853 code for a protein of 322 amino acids. Gene Ontology annotation, cellular component: mitochondrion. Lineage: Eukaryota; Metazoa; Chordata; Aves; Cuculiformes; Cuculidae. The record is from RefSeq and is a predicted model, not a curated record.